UUUCUUUUUUUUUUUGCGAUCGUUAUCAUAUCUACGUUUGCUCCUCGUUUCGAUAAAUAUCGAGGGAGAAAAAGUCGAGGAGAGAAAAAGAAAAAAUACUGCUCGAAUUUUAAACUCGUAGAUUUCGGAACGAAAACGAAAGCUACGAUGGGAUGGAAAAAGAUCUAUCUAGUUGCGUCGAUUUUUUUUUCAAUUCGAUGUUCAACUCGAACUUACUCGUUGCAGAGGUGCCGCUUUUCGACUCGAACAAUCCCAUUGUGCGCGAGCUCGUGCCGACAGCUGUCAAGCCGUUUUAUCAGGGGCCACGUUUUGCCUCCUGGAAUAUUUUAUCGUAAUUUAAAUUUACCGUGUAAGCCCGCCCUCCACAGCCAAGGAACCGUCCGCUCCAACAUCCGGCCGAUAUUUGCAUAUCGUGAAAAAUAUAUUUACAAAAGGUAAAUCACGAGUUUAUAUUCCGCUCUGUGUAUAAAAAUUACGAGAAAAAGUGGGAGAGCAACGAAACGAAGCUUGCAAGAGAUAAGAAAGGUGGAAACGAAGAAUUCGAAAUUAUUCAGGAUCGCGCUGAUGCACCCUGCACAUCGACUCCCGAACACCUCGAAAUCGUAGUAGCGCGUCAGCCUACGUGGAUGUGGAGAGAGAGAGAGAAACUACGUACGAGGAAUCUUGAAGACCGUGGGAACAUCGUCUCGAAGGGAUUAUCCUGUCCCCGAUCUUUUAAAUUACAAUACUCCCUUGCUGGAAUUGCUGUUUCGGAAACAACCUCGAAACAAACGAGGAUGAAUUUAAAUGAUUCCUUUCUCCAAUACGCGAAAAGUGUUUUAUCGAUUCCCAGGAUAGAAGAGAAUUUUACACCUUUCCUCCAAGAAGAGGAAGAAUCGUCGAAAACGAAGGAGAGAGAAAAGAAAAUACUCGCGAGUUGGAGAUUUCGACUUGCUCGGUUGAAGGAAGCUUUGCAAGCUCUCGAUUGCCAGCUAUCGCCGGGGAGAUGGAGAAACUUUCGUCGGGGAAACUCGAGAGAAGGAGGCUCGAGAUGUAUCGGGACCGAGAGGUACACGGGGGAGAAGGAUGUUCUUGGCGCGCCUCGGGCCGGAAGUUCUGUCCAAAUAUUUUAUAUGGGAGGAUGGCACAAUGGACAGGUCAGUGGCCUCGCUCUAAGAACAUUCUGUCGAUCUUUCCACAAAGAGGGGAGAACUCCUCCGCCUCCUUUUGUCAACCGAGAAGGAUUCACCACCAGGUUAACUUUCUUACUCGAGUAUGCUUCUACGCAGAGCACGGCAUUCGAAGCAAUCCUAGUGUAACGCUCGAUAACGUGUGGAAUCGAUGCCUGAAACGAGGCUAAAACCGUUCGAUUCAAAUUUCGUUAAUUCUGUCAAACUCGGGCAACGAUCGAUAUUAUCGUACCUCUCGAUGCUUUUCAAUCGUUUUGCGUCGUUCCAUGCGAAAAUGUCCGCCGAGUAUACGAGCGAACGCAGAGCUCUUAUCGAUAAUGGGCCGAUAAAAUUGAUAGACCACGUACGUGUAAAUUCACCUCUACGCGUUCUACAUCUUGCGUGUACUGCUACACUUUCCUCGAUAUCGACUCGUCUGCGUUUCUACUUUUAACAACGCCGAGAAUUUUAACCAUUUUUGCUUUUUAAACUUUAGAAAUUAUAUAUAUUUUUUUUAAAUUUAGCACUCCUCCGAGUCUCGUCAUUAUUUGUUAUUUAUUUGUUCGAAAAUAUAUGAAAUGGAUAUUUCUAAUUUUAGGUAAAAAGAAAUGUGUAACUUAUCACUUUAAAUUCUAUAUUAUAAAUAAUUUUAAUUUUAAUCUAACAAAAAUACGAUAAAUUGUAAAUCGCGAUUAGCCAUAGAUAAAUCGUUUCAAUUACGAAGAAUCGACAGAUAAACACACUUAUGAGAAAUAAAUCGAUAAUUCUUCUUACAAAAAAUCUCUAUAAUCGUUUGCUCUUACUCGCGAAGCGAUUAUAUUAUCUAUAUUAUCUAUUUUCUAAAAAAAAAAAAAGAAAAAAAGAAAAAAGAAACAUUUCCAAUCCUCGAUAACACGCGUUUUUUUCGCUCGUGAUUGGAAAAUAAGAAAAAGAAAAAAAAAUAUGGCGAUAAUAACCGAGUAAUACCGUGUCAUUAUCUUAUGCGCUGUUCGCUUUCUCGUUCGCCGGCCGUAAUAACGCGUAUUGGGGGAUGGCGAGGUGAGGUGGGUGAGCGCGAAUGAAUGAUGCAUGAGCCGAGGUGGAGAGGGGGAGGGGGGCGGUCAGCGUGGGCGGCGAAGAAACGCGGCGAAAAAUGGAUAAAGCGGAGCCGCGGAAUUGAACGCGCGAUCGUCGUUACGAACGAGGGCCGAAUCCAGUCACGUGGCCAUCGCUGAUUCCGAUAAUUCACCUCGCUUCCGCUUUUGCAGCUGUGUAAUAUUCCAUCCACGUGAAUCUACGUGGACGUAAGCUGUAAACAAGCUGCUCGCAGAAGAUGCCACGCAAGCGACGCGCCUCGACGCCGACACUGGAAGCGGACGAAGACGAAUUCGCGUCCGAGGGGAAGUACAGCAAGGAUGAUUUGGAGAGUCGUGCGCCGAGGAACGCGGCUAACGCGAGGGAACGGGCUCGAAUGAGGGUGCUAAGCAAGGCGUUUUGCAGAUUGAAAACGACUUUACCUUGGGUACCAGCCGACACGAAGCUCAGCAAAUUGGACACCCUCCGCCUUGCGGCUACGUACAUCGCUCAUCUUCGAGCGGUUCUCAGAGACGACGCAGACCCGCAUUCCGAGACUAGAUCUUUGUCUUUGGCCCUGUCGUGGCCGUUUACUUUUCAAAGUGGUAACGCUUCCAUGUUGAUGAACAACAGUUGCAACGUAUCAUCGUCAACUUCAUCGAGCCCUAAUCAGUACCGUGGUCAGCAGGGAGCACACGAGAUCCAGAAUUUCCAUCAUUCUGGACAUCAUCAAGCCAUGUCACUACGUCAUAAUCACGAGUCGCUUUCGUAUUUCUAAUAAAGCUUUUUUUAUCGAUAUACGAGAAAAGAACACUCUGUUCAAAAGGACAAAAAAAGGAAAAACUUUCUUCACUCGCAACAGCAAUAUUAUAUAAAAUCGUGAAAAUGAAAAUUUAUAUUUAUUUCAGAGUGCCUUAUCGUUUUUACUAUUUAUUGAUCUAUAUUCAUUUUAAGAGACAAUUAUUAUAAUAUCUUUAGAUUAGAUCCCAUUAUUGUAACCAAAGCGUAAAUACUAGUCCAAUAAAAUAUUUCUAUACAAUUAUAAA
Messenger RNA from Apis cerana (Asiatic honeybee), 3247 nucleotides. It is a transcript of the gene HLH54F, whose product is annotated as basic helix-loop-helix domain-containing transcription factor HLH54F. Lineage: Eukaryota; Metazoa; Arthropoda; Insecta; Hymenoptera; Apidae. Gene Ontology annotation, biological process: developmental process; regulation of transcription by RNA polymerase II. The record is from RefSeq and is a predicted model, not a curated record. Gene Ontology annotation, molecular function: DNA-binding transcription factor activity, RNA polymerase II-specific; protein dimerization activity; RNA polymerase II transcription regulatory region sequence-specific DNA binding.